GUUUUUCUUUAUAGGCACAAAUCUGUAACUUACAAAAAAGAUAAUAAAGUUCAUUUCUCAUUAAAUAUAGUAAUUUCUCUCUUUUAUUGUGUGUUUUGUUUGUUGCACAAAAAAAAAAAAUUGUGUGUGUUGUUUGGGAGUGAUGGGUAACUGUUUGUGUAGAUUUGAGCCUUUUAAUCACAAAGUAUCUGCAAACGCUAAGUCAGAAUCACCUAAAGAACAGAGUCCAAGAGAAGAAGUGACGCAUGUUAAAGAAGCUCAAAAGCUGCCAUCAAAUCCAAAAGAAGUAGAGGAUCUAAGACGUGACUCGGCUACGAAUCCUCUGAUAGCUUUCACCUACGAUGAGCUCAAGAACAUCACAGGUAAUUUCAGACAAGACAGAGUUCUCGGUGGUGGUGGAUUUGGAAGUGUCUACAAAGGUUUUAUCAAAGAGGAAUCGGGUGAUCAAGAAGAAGUUCCUAAACCACUCCCUGUGGCCGUUAAAGUUCACGACGGCGAUAAUAGCUUUCAGGGUCACAGAGAAUGGCUGGCAGAGGUGAUAUUCUUAGGGCAGCUUUCACACCCGAACUUAGUGAAGUUAAUUGGUUACUGCUGCGAGGAUAACCACAGGGUACUUAUCUACGAGUACAUGGCUCGUGGUAGCGUGGAGAACAAUCUUUUCUCAAAAGUGUUGCUUCCUCUUUCAUGGGCAAUAAGAAUGAAGAUUGCAUUCGGAGCAGCGAAAGGACUCGCCUUCCUCCACGAAGCAAAGAAACCAGUCAUAUAUCGUGACUUCAAAACCUCCAACAUUCUUCUAGACAUGGAAUACAACGCCAAGUUAUCAGAUUUUGGUCUCGCUAAAGACGGUCCUGUAGGAGAUAAAUCCCACGUCUCCACCCGUAUAAUGGGAACUUACGGCUAUGCAGCUCCUGAAUACAUCAUGACAGGUCAUUUGACGCCGGGGAGUGAUGUGUACAGCUUCGGUGUAGUUCUGUUAGAGCUUCUCACAGGGAGGAAAUCACUAGACAAGUCACGGCCCACGCGUGAGCAAAACCUAAUAGAUUGGGCGCUUCCGUUGCUGAAGGAGAAGAAGAAAGUGAUGAACAUUGUAGACCCGAGAAUGAACUGUGAGUACCCGGUUAAGUCGGUUCAAAAGGCUGCAAUGUUAGCUUACCAUUGCCUUAACCGGAACCCGAAGGCUCGGCCUUUAAUGAGGGACAUUGUGGAUUCUUUGGAGCCUCUUCAGGCCACAGGAGAAGAGGCCUUACUUGUCCCCACUGUUCAGAAAGCAGUUAUUACCAUUAUAGACGAAAUGCCUAAGAAUGGGUUGAAGAAAGUUGAAGAAGUGAACAAGGUUGAAGAGUUUAAGAAGGUUGAAGAGGUGAAGAAGGUUGCUAAAGAUGAUAAUUAACAUUAUAAUUGAUCACUUGGAUUCUUUUGUUUUCUAAAUAGACAAUUUCAAAAGUGAAAACUAGACUGUGUUGUGUGUAUCUUUGACAUAUACAGACUAAGAGAGAUACAUAUGUUUGUGAAUCUUUUUUCCUUUUAUUGAAAUACAGAGCUUUUAACCU
Molecule: messenger RNA, 1550 nt
Organism: Brassica oleracea var. oleracea
Lineage: Eukaryota; Viridiplantae; Streptophyta; Magnoliopsida; Brassicales; Brassicaceae
Product: probable receptor-like protein kinase At5g56460
Exons: 6
Coding region: 143-1390 (415 amino acids)
Biological process (GO): protein phosphorylation
Molecular function (GO): ATP binding; protein kinase activity
Source: RefSeq, a predicted model, not a curated record